AUGUUGCGCGAUUAUCACUCCACACUUCUCAUUUCGCUUGCUUCCACGGUCGCGGACGUAAAUUCCGCUACUCUAAUUGAGAAAUACGCUGGCAUGAAGAAAGACGAGUUCGAAAAUACCACGCUUUCUGGGAAGUGUAUUUUUCAACUCGCUGAUGUGAAUGCAGAAUGUGCGAAAAUCACAGUCGCAGCAGAAUACGUAUUGUAUUCAAUUUCUGCAUAUCCUGAAGCAGUAGCUGGACAAAGAGAGGGUUUCUGGAUUCGGAAAACGCCUGCAAUCACGGACAUAAAAUUUCGAGUCUCUCGUAAAGCAAAUAUCAAGCUCCGUCGAGUCACUUACAAGGAUAAACGACGACUUCUACUACAGUAUACCGCUACAGUAAAAGAGGUCGAAGUUAUCAGCGGGCAACAUUUUAAGAUGAUUAAUAUGCCUUUUAUGGAAGAACAUGUAAUGAAAUUACACGUUAAUACUGAACUAUGGUAG
Cooperia oncophora is the source of this 483-nucleotide messenger RNA. Lineage: Eukaryota; Metazoa; Nematoda; Chromadorea; Rhabditida; Trichostrongylidae. The record is from the annotation of a GenBank genome assembly.